Molecule: messenger RNA, 2328 nt
Organism: Plasmodium vivax (malaria parasite P. vivax)
Lineage: Eukaryota; Apicomplexa; Aconoidasida; Haemosporida; Plasmodiidae
Product: elongation factor g, mitochindrial precursor, putative
Exons: 1
Coding region: 1-2328 (775 amino acids)
Biological process (GO): mitochondrial translational elongation
Cellular component (GO): mitochondrion
Molecular function (GO): translation elongation factor activity; GTPase activity; GTP binding
Source: RefSeq, a predicted model, not a curated record
AUGAUGGCGUACGGCGCGCGCGCGCUGAGGCGGCACACCUGCGCGCUGCCCAAAAGGAAAAGGGCGCUCCCCCGCCCGCACAGCGCAGGGAGAACCUUCUCCUCCAUCUGUGUGGACAACCUGCGAAACAUCGGAAUCAGCGCGCACAUAGAUGCAGGGAAAACGACGCUAACGGAGAGGAUUCUUUACUACACAGGAAAAAUAAAAAGCAUACAUGAGGUGAGAGGGAGCGAUGGAGUAGGUGCCACCAUGGAUUCAAUGGACCUCGAAAGAGAGAAAGGGAUAACCAUUCAGUCCGCAGCAACGAACUGUAAUUGGCACUUUAAUAAUAGUAGCUACACCAUUAACAUAAUAGAUACCCCAGGGCACGUAGAUUUUACCAUAGAAGUGGAAAGAUCCCUACGAGUGUUAGAUGCAGCGGUUCUGGUCGUUUGUGGAGUGUCUGGGAUUCAAAGCCAAACAUUAACCGUGAAUAGACAAAUGAACAGAUAUUUCAUCCCGAGGCUUUUAUUUAUUAAUAAGCUAGAUAGAGACGGUGCAAAUGUAGGUAGGACACUCAGUACCAUCGAGCAGAAGCUCAAUCUGAAUACUCUCCUUUUGCAAAUGCCAAUUGGAAUUGAGCAGAAGUUUAAAGGAGUGUAUGACCUUGUUUCGAGGAGGUGCUACUUAUUUAAGGGCCUAAAUGGGAUCAUCGUGGAGGAGGUGAACGAUGAUGAGGUGACUGCACACGAUCCGUCCUUCUCGCACGAAGUGGUGGAAAUGCUUAGGACCCGUAUCUUCGAAAAGCUAGCCGAUGUGGAUGACGAAUUUGCGGAGGUUUUCCUCAACCAGGAAAUGGGGGACAUCCGGGUGGAAGACGUGGCUAGCGCCAUCCGCAGGUGCACCAUCAGGAACGCCAUCGUGCCCAUCUGCCUGGGCAGCGCCAAGAACAACGUGGGCGUCCAAAUCCUGCUCAACUACGUGUGCAGCUUUUUGCCCUCCCCGCGGGAGGUGCCCAGCUACGGCUACGUCUACGAGGGGGGAGCGGCGAGCCAUGCGAGCGACGCGAACGGGGAGAACUCCGCUAACUCGGCCAACUCCUCCACUGCCGCUGACUCCGCUAACUCGGCCAACUCCUCCACUGCCGGGCGACGGCGCGUGGAGCUGCGGUGCGACAGCGCGCUGCCCAUGGUGGGCUUCCUGUUCAAAAUACAGGAGGACGCCUUGCACGGCCAAAUGAGCUACCUGCGCAUCUACCAGGGGAAAAUCAAGAAGAAGGACAGCAUCACCAACAUGCUGACCAGCAAGCGGGAAGUGGUGAAGAAGAUACUCAAAAUGCACGCGAACAUGGCUCAGGAAGUGACCGAAGCGCAUGCAGGGGACAUCGUUGCAAUUAAUGGGAUCAGCGGGAGCACGGGGACGACUUACACGAACGGAGUCUCCUCGAAUUUGCACCUCCUAAAUAUACAUGUGCCCAAGCCAGUCAUAUCCGUGGCAGUGCAGAUAGAGAAGAAGGGGGACAUGACCAAGCUGACCAAGGCGUUAAACAAGUUCGUGAAGGAAGACCCAACAUUCCACGUGAAGACGGAUGACCAAACGAAGGAAAUUCUGUUCGAAGGAAUAGGAGAACUCCAAUUGGAAAUCUACAAAGAGAGGUUAAAAAGGGAAUACGGCAUAGGGGUCCAACUGAAGAAUCCUCGAAUUAAUUUUAAAGAAACUAUCACGAAGCCGUAUGAGUGUACAUACACAUAUAAAAAACAAAAGGGAGGUGCAGGACUGUAUGCACAUGUUCAUGCGAUUUUCGAAACUGUAUCAGAUGAUUACAACGAAACGAGUUACUGCUCCUUCGUUAAUGAAGUGGUGGGAAAUGAUCUCCCCAAAAAUUUUAUUUUAUCAAUUGAGAAGGCCUUUAAAGAACAAGUUGAGAAAGGUUACCUGAACAGUUCAGAAAUUAUUAACAUGAAAAUGAGGUUGAUUGGAGGGAAGAUUCACGAAGUGGAUAGCAACGACUUGGCAUUUAAAAGAGCCACCAUUCAUCUGAUUAAAGAAAACUACCACAACUUUGUUCCCGUUCUUUUGGAACCCAUUAUGCUCGUCGAAAUUAUUUCCCACUACGAACAUCAGAGCAACAUCCUCACCAGCAUCACCAAGCGGAAGGGACUGGUCACCAACAUCGUUAACCACAUGAACGCCGUUCAUAUUUACGCGGACAUUCCCCUGAAGCACAUGUUCAAUUACAUCAACGAGAUUCGCUCCAUUACGCAGGGCCAGGGCACCUACACCAUGGAGUUCGCCCGCUACGAGCAGGUCCCCCGGAGCGACUUGGACGCGCUCCAGCGCGGGGGGUAA